AUGGCUGAUAUGUGGCCUCCGGGCUUGCCCUACCCUUUCGCCCCACCUCCGCCACGGUGGCCAUUCUCGCCGCCGCCGCCUCCUCCGUGGCGGCCGCCACCGUCGACGCCGCCGUCCCGCGGCCAUGACAUCUCCAGUUCUUCUUCUUCCGGCGGGAUCGUCGCCGGUGUGCUCAUCAGCCUCGUGGCCGCACUCCUCGCGCUCGCCAUCAUGUGCGCCCUGUGCCAGGGCCACCGCAACAGCAGCCGCGCAUCAGCCGCAGCCGCCGCCGCCGCCGCCGCGGCUCAAUCGCGACCGCCACCGCAGAUGCGCAGUGGUGGAGAUGGUGGCGACGACGGCGGCGGCGGCGAGCGGCAGCUCGGCAGGUCGAGCGCUAGCCCCAGCGCGCCGCCGUGGCCCACCGCCCUCGUCCCGGCGUUCACGUACAGCCGGUCGGUGAGGCGCAACGUGGGCGGCGACGACGGCGAGGAGGAGGAGACGGCGGCGGCGGCGGCGGCGUGCUCGGUGUGCCUGGGCGCGUUCCAGCUCGGGGAGACGGUGCGGCUGCUGCCGGCGUGCCUCCACCUGUACCACGCCGAGUGCAUCGACCCGUGGCUGGACGCGCACACCACGUGCCCGCUCUGCCGCUCCGACACCGGCGACCCAUCGCCGGUGGACGCCGGCCGGAUACCGCCGGUGUAGGCAGGCGCGCCGCCAGGUCGUGCAAUUAAUUGAAGCUUCUUCAAACGGAACUAAAAGGAGAAUUUGUCGGAUAACUGCAUGCGAUUAAUGUCUGAACUUUCUUCAGUAGUUUUGCUGACCUUAGAUCUGAUGAUGCAUUUGUGGAUAACAAAACAGUAAAGUAAACGGCCAGUCCUUAAAAUUAGAGCGAGAUGUCACUUAGGUCCAUAAUCUUAAAAAAUCAACAUUAGGCCGGUCCGCCAUCUUAUUUAAGUGACAACUCGUUUCAACUUUAAGGACCGACCGUGUACUUUACUCGUAAUAAAAAUUAAGCUACAUAGAAAUGUAAA
Messenger RNA from Oryza sativa Japonica Group (Japanese rice), 1010 nucleotides. Its product is annotated as E3 ubiquitin-protein ligase EL5. NCBI's taxonomy places the organism in Eukaryota, Viridiplantae, Streptophyta, Magnoliopsida, Poales, Poaceae. The record is from RefSeq and is a predicted model, not a curated record.